AUGUCAGCAGCGCAAGCCACACCAAGACCGACGACGCUGAAUCUGUCGCUGGACAAGUCGCUUCCGCCAGCACCCACCGACCAGCUCGACGAGGAUCAGCUUGACACGUUGGCGACGUCGACAGAGGAUCCUCUGGUUCAGCUUCCAGACCGACCGGCUCUCCAGCGCCACUGGACCUCUGCCGCGCCGGAGGCCUCGACCGCAGCGGCCGCAUCGCUGCAGAGUUACUUGGAGAUCGAAUCGCCCGAGGUCGUCAAGCAAAACCUCACGCCGUCAUGGAGACCCCUCGACCUGUCUGCGGACCUGGCGGAUACGACCAUCGCCCUUGCCCCGACGGCUCGGCUUGGAAGGCAGGAGACCGUCAAGGCCGGGUCGUCGAACGACAUCGACCUGACCCCUUCUCAGCUCCACCGGAAGGCCGACAGCGCCGAUUCCAGCGGCCGCGACGGCACCGAUGCGGAUCACGCCACGCAUCGCGACAGCUUCUUCAGCGCGGCCGCUCACCCUUCGCCGGAGACGUUCUUUUCGCCAUGCAUGCCGCCUUCCGGCUCUCCGGACAUGGCUCGACGCUCCGCCUCCCAGAGCAGGUCCCGGUGCGGCAGUCGCGAGAGGAGCAGCACAGCUCGUGAGGCCGCUCAAGCGCCCUUGCACGGCCGUGUCAGGAACUUGUCGAUGCACAGCACGUUGCAGCACGACCUCGGCGCUGCCGCCGUCGGGAAUCCGUCGCCGGGAAGCAUUGGCUCGACCACCCUCUCUGCGUUGGAGCGGACCUCGGGCUACUUCUCACACCUACCCGAUCCUUCUAGCUUCCCGCUCCCGUCGUCCUCGAGGAUGGGCAGCUACGCCGAGCCAUCGCCCGGUGGUGCACGCCUGAGCCGCGGCGGCAGCAGAGGCAACAGCCACUAUUCCUCCGACAUGUCCGUGCGCAACUCGACCUCUACUCGCGGAUCCCUUUGGACGGAGCGCAGCCAGACCAGCUGCAACACCAGCCCCGGAGGGCCACACAGCAGCCUCGGCUUCGAGCCAUUUCCAAAGGACCACGGCGGCGCCGAUGAGCCGGCCGAAGAGACUGAAGAGAUCGACGAGCACUCGGUCGGCCUCGGCAUCACCUCGAAUGACGGGCUGGACGCGCUCAAGAACCGUCGCUCCGGUGCCUCUCCGGUCGUCCCAUCCAACUUCGGCGGCGAGGGCUCGCCCGCCUUGUCGGGACCCUUUUCUCACCAUCGAGCCCCCUCCUGGACCCGCAAGUCGGACCUGGCCGGCCUCGCCAUGCUCUCCCUCGAUGGCGGCGCCAACGCGCUGGAUGCGUACCGACCCGCGAUGGUGCGAACAACGAGCGAGCUCAGUCCCAAGGAGUUCCAGCGUAGCCGCCUCGCCGAGGACGGCACUCCGUUGCCGCCGCAUGUCCCGCUGCGCACGCAGUCACGGCAGCGAUGCUCGUCGGAGGCAUCACACGGCGUCCCGAGGACCCACGCCAAGAACUCGUCUUCGAUAUCGUCGACCUUUUCGUCCUACAGCGCGUCCUCUAGCCGCAUGAGCCCGAGCCUGCCCGUCUCGACCGAUGACAGCAUGGGCAUUGGACUCAGCCGUACCCUCUCAUCGUCGACGUCCUCCUCCUCGCUGUCGCUCUCCAGGAUCUCUCGGGGCAACCCUCAGAGCCCGCCCAGAUCGAGCUCGCUGAGGCAGUCCGAGUCGACCGCUGCCAACCCGAUGCGCAACGGCUCGCUGCGUCGGGCCGCUUCGAUCCGACGCAAGGCAUUCACACCUCAGCCUGGCGCUGGCCCGACGCAGGCACCUCUGGCCGGCCUUGCAGCCCAUGGCGAGCAUCAGUUCGAGCCCGCGGCAGAGGUCAACGAACGCGCUCCGAGUUUCGAAACCACCUCUUCGAACUCGACGAGGCGGCCCGCCACCUCGGACGCGGCCACAGCGUCGACGCGCCCGGUCUCGGAUGUCUCGAUCAACAGCUUCCUGCAGGGCGCCGAGUUCAGCCAUAUCCUGGGAGCCUACGCCGACCGCUUCCGCUGGGACGAGGACGGCCUCUAUGGCUUUGACGAGUCGGCAGAGACCGAGGACGAGCUCUCGCAGGCGGUCAAGACGGCGCAGGACGGAAGCGCAGCAAUCGUUCACGCCAACGGCCGCCCCAUCGCCGAGGUCGAGAAGGAGACGGGCCCGAACACGACCCACCUCGUCCUCCGCGACUGUUCGGACCCGAACGUGCUGGAGGUGCUGGAGCGGGUCCUACCCUCGACGCAGAGGCUGCUGGUGCUCGACGUCUCGGGUUGCAAGCUCGACAGCCUGCCGCUCGCGCUCGGCAACUGCCUGGGCCUCGAAGAGCUCGACGUUUCUCGCAACCCGCUCGGCGAGGUUCCUGACUUCGUCUCGAACCUUCGGGCGCUCCGCGUCCUGUCGGCCGACAACGCCGGCCUGCGCGCGCUGCCGCAGAGCCUAAGCAGGCUGCAGGAGUUGCAGUGCCUUGGGCUGCGCAACAACCUUCUCACCCACCUUCCGAACUGGCUGCAUCGCCUCGGCAAGCUCGAUCGCCUGAUGCUCGAAGGCAACGCCUUCAAGGGCGUCUGGCACGACGUGGUGUCGCCCAUCCUCGCCUCGGCCGGUAAAGAUCGCGCCCCGGAGACCGAGACGCAUCCUGCCCGCUCUUCGUCCGGUCUGCCGCAUCCACCCGGGCCCGCGUCUCCGACGUCGCGCUCCCUGUCGGCUCGUCGGCUUCGCAGCAUCGGCGACUUCCACAAGGCGCACUGGGCAUCAGACACCUCGACUCCCACUUCGCCCGAGGACGAGUCGACCGCGCCGUCGAGCGCAGUCUCGCCGACGUCCGGAGGGGGCAGCCGCUUGCCGUUCAGCAGCUCGGCUGCAGACGUCAACGACGGCAUGUCGCAGUUUGGCGCGCUCUCGGAGACGUCGUCGACGCCCGGCUCGCGCCCAGACAGCCGCCGGGGCUCGGAGGCGUUUGAGGACGCACACGGCGGACCGGGCAAGUGGGGUUUCCUCAAGAAGAUUGGCCGCAAGGCCUCGAGCUCGAGGCUCGGCGUCAUGUACACCGACCACAUCGCCGCUGGCUCCGAGAGCCGCACCCUGUCGCCCAAGCCCUCGCGCGCCACCCUGCGCAACUCGGGCGGAGCUCCCACUCGCCCGCGGUCCCGCAGCGGCUCCUCUUCGGCCCUCGGCUUCCGUGGCUCCAUGUCCCCGCCCCCGCUGCCGCCCGCUAAGCUGGUCACCCUGGCCGAGUCGGGCCUUCAAAUCCCCACUCAGGUGCCCAUGACGCCGUUUUCGCCGGCUUUUCCGCCAAGCUCGACAGCCACGCCCGCCGCGCCUGCGGCCGACGGCGUCGCGUCGCUGGCGGCGACGUCCAGGCAAGCCAGGAGACGGAGCUUCCUGCCCGUCCACGGUCUCGAGGCCAUCGCGAACGCUUCGUCGACUGCUGCGACUUCGGCAGAGGCGGUCGAGGAGCUCGACGCUGCGGCUCUAGCCCGACACCGUCAACGUCUGCGUGCCCUGAUGCACUACCUCCGCGACCUUGAGGAUCUGACCACGGUACGGCCGGUGCCGGCAAAUGGCAGUCCGGUGCUCAGGGAACAGGCUAGCCUGACCGACGCCUCUUCCGCAGACAGCGUUCCAUCGCCCAUGACCAGGAACUCGAGCAUAGCAAGCGGCGACUCGUCGGCCUCGAGCAUGCUCUUCCGGUCGUCUGCUAGUCUGGCAUCGACCUCGGCCUCGACACCUUCGGCGGAAGACGGCGCCCAGAGGCGUUCUGCGUCUUCAUCGGAGGAUGCCAUGCUGGACCUCAACGUCAAGGACGAUUCGGUCCGACGCAUGCGCAUCAUCGACGAGAUCGUCCGGACCGAGGAGACCUACGUGCGAGGACUCCAGGAGCUGGUCGAGAUCUACGUCAAGCCUGCCCAGCUACCCGCUGACGGGCAAGGAGGCGCGCCGGUCGUGCCGCAGUCGGAGCAAAGGGCCGUGUUCGGCAACGUCGAGGCCAUCCUGCGCUUCCACGCUGAGGUCUUUCUCCCGGCUCUGCGUUCCGCCGCUCGCCCGCUCCUCGAUGGCAAGCUCGACCACACGGCCGACGGCAGCUCGGACUUCACCGCCGCGGUGGCUGAGAGCGUGGCGAGCGUCUUCACCCACCACGCCGCCUUCUUCAAGAUGUACAUGAGCUACAUCAACAGCUGCGAUUCGGCCCAGAUGCGGAUCAACGUGUGGAUGGCGCCGACGUCGGUGAUCAACGCCGCCUCGGCCUUCAAGUCCAACAGCCUUGGCGUCCAGCACGCCGCGGGAGGCGGCGGUUCGAGCCUGGCCGGCACGCCGCUCGGCUACGACUUUGGUCUGACGCCCACCCAGCGCAAGAAGAUCAAGGCGUUCAUGAAGCGCUGCCGCACGCAUCCGCGCCACUCGCAGCUCAACGUCGAGAGCUACCUCCUGCUGCCGGUGCAGAGGAUCCCGCGCUACCGCCUGCUGAUCGAGGACCUUGUCCGCAGCACCGACCCUUCGCGCCUGCGGUCGCCCGACGCCCUCUCGAGCGCGCUCGAUCACGUGUCGAGGAUCGCAUCCAACGUCAACGAGAGCAAGCGCCAGUCGGAGCAGGACCGGAGGCUGUUGGCGUGGCAGUACCGGAUCAGGGGCGCAUUCGACAGCCCGCUCGUCCAGCCACACCGCCGCUUGGUCAAGGAUGGGCCUCUGCGACUGCGGAGGGUCGUCAAGCGGGUGCCUGGCUUCAUCCGCCAGGCCCUCCCGUGCGCGACAGGCUCCGAAGCGGCGCAGCCGAGAUCAGGUGACUCUGCUCAGGUGAUGCAGGUCGACCACCUGACGCAGUCGAGCCAGAACCUGGCGCUGACGGUGCUGCUGUGCAACGACGUCGUCGUGCUCGUGAACGACCCCUCGGGCGGACGGGACGCGUCAUCGCCGGUCAGCCUGUACGCGAUGCUUCGCCUCGAGAAGCCCGUCGAGAUUGUCGGCGGACUGAAUCUCAGGCUCGUCGAUCGCAAGGGCAUCAUCUACCUGUCCGCCGGAUCUUCAGACGAAGCGAUCGCCUGGAAGACGGCGCUCAACGCCCAGCUUCCUUGA
Pseudozyma flocculosa PF-1 is the source of this 5079-nucleotide messenger RNA. RefSeq lists its product as uncharacterized. NCBI's taxonomy places the organism in Eukaryota, Fungi, Basidiomycota, Ustilaginomycetes, Ustilaginales, Ustilaginaceae. The transcript has 2 exons. Gene Ontology annotation, molecular function: guanyl-nucleotide exchange factor activity. The coding region runs from base 1 to 5079 and encodes 1692 amino acids. The record is from RefSeq and is a predicted model, not a curated record.